CCGCUCAAUCCACAGGGGACCUGCUUGUUUGCUGUCAAAUCCGGUUCUUGGACGGACGCAGAUCCAUUAAACAGAGCUCCGGACCCGCUGGUUCCUCUCGAGUCCUGAUCCUCUGCAUCCGACCAUGGGCACAGACAUACACUGACUCUGACUGACACCAGUUAUGGGACCCCAACGGACUUGGUUCCCCAGGGCACGCUGCCAGGACAGCGAAUCUUCUGAUCCAGACCAGGAGAGGGAGAAGCUUUGGGCUGAGCUGUUUGAUCAGCUGGACCUCAACAAAGAUGGACAUGUCGAUAUCCUUGAACUGCGGACAGGACUGGCAGGCCGAGGGAUUUCCAAAGGCUCCCUGGAGAGGCUCGUGAAGGCUGGGGACACCAACCAGGAUGGAGUACUGGACUUUGAAGAGUUUACGCAGUAUCUUCGCACCCAUGAAAAAGAGCUCAAAAUCAUGUUUCGUAACCUGGACAGGAACAAUGACGGUCACAUAGAUGCAGCAGAGAUCCAGCACUCUCUGCACACUAUCGGUGUGAACAUUAGCCUUCAGGAUGCCACCAGGAUUUUGCAAAGAAUUGACAAAGACGGUACCAUGACCAUUGACUGGAACGAGUGGAGAGAUUAUUUCCUGUUUAACCCUCUCAGUAACAUGGAGGAUGUGGCACGCUACUGGAAACGUUCAAUGAUGUUGGAUAUAGGUGAGCAACUAACCGUCCCAGAUGAAUUUUCUGAAGAGGAGAAGAAGUCUGGUUAUGUGUGGCGGCAGCUGAUGGCUGGAGCCAUUGCUGGGUCUGUAUCUCGGACUGGAACUGCUCCCUUAGACCGCCUCAAAGUCUUCCGACAGGUUCACGGUUCCACUGAUUUUACAGGGAAUGUGCGGAGCACUUUUCAGUACAUGGUGAAAGAAGGAGGAUUGCGGUCGUUGUGGAGAGGAAAUGGAAUCAAUGUUCUUAAAAUUGCCCCAGAAACUGCAAUCAAAUUCACAGCUUAUGAACAGAUCAAGCAUGUGAUGCGUGGCGGUAAUGAGAGUAGAAAUCUGAGGGUUACUGAGAGGUUUCUUGCCGGCUGUUUGGCUGGUGCCAUAGCUCAGACAGCCAUCUACCCAAUGGAGGUGCUGAAGACCCGUCUCACACUAAGGAAAACAGGCCAAUACUCAGGAAUAGCAGACUGUGCAAAACAGAUCAUACAGAGGGAGGGUGUCUCAGCCUUCUACAAGGGCUAUUUACCCAACAUGCUGAGUAUUGUGCCUUACGCUGGCAUAGACCUGGCUGUCUAUGAGACUCUGAAGUUUUCCUGGCUGAACAGGAACAGAGGUUUGGCUGACCCAGGGGUUAUGGUACUGGUCGGCUGCGGUGCUGUUUCCAGCACCUGUGGACAGUUGGCAAGUUACCCGCUGGCACUGAUCCGCACCCGGAUGCAGGCACAAGCUUUAGUGAAGGGAUCCCCUAAACUCUCCAUGUCGACGUUACUCUACAACAUCGUGACCCAGGAGGGGCUGGCCGGACUUUAUCGAGGAAUUUCCCCUAACCUGCUGAAAGUCAUCCCUGCUGUCAGCGUGUCCUACGUCGUCUACGAAUACACAAGGAUAGUCCUGGGAGUGGACAUUGAGGGUAGGAGAGGCGGGAAAGGGAAGGGGUAGAAAAAGGUUAAAUGGUUUGGGGUGGCUUUCAACUACAAGCACGAACAAAUCUGUUGGCAAUGCAUGAGGAACUGGGCCUUGGCUCGUGAUGAAUACAUGGUCCUGUGAUCACAGGUCUUGAGCUUGCAGGAUGGGGAUGAUAGGAUGGAAAAUAAACCAUGCAGCUCACAUUUGGAGGAGCUCACCUGAACUGGCAGCUGCUGUGAUGAGUUUCACGUGUGAUAUAUUGCAGUGCAAUGCAUGUCAGCAGUUGUGUGAAAGUUAAUAAACUAGCCUCCUGCUACUGCAUUGACUUUGACAGAUGAAGACGAGCAUGAACUUGCCUGAGAACAAACAGAACCAAACUUGGGAGCCAUGUUACAUUCCUACAGCAUUAUCUUUUCUCCUAGGUGAUGUAUAGAGAAGAUAAAGGAUUGAUAGGAGGACUGAUCCAAUUUCCGGUUCUGUAAGUGAGGGGACCCUGAAGUCGCUGCACACAGGUGGAGUUACAGAGUCAGGACUUUGAUUGACUCAUCUUAAACCAAUGUUACAAAUACUAAAGUACAGAAAUAAUUACAAAACAACAACAGAAAACUACUGAACUGAAGCACAACAAAGGACUUUAUAUUUUACAGUAGUGAAACUGACACAGCCAUAUCAAGCAAGUAGGACCCUCAAUAACCUCUCUUGUAAAAUUCUUAUGUUUUAUAAGUCUUCCUGUUCAGAGAGGUGUGUUUGUGUCCUUUUUUCUAAUGUUUGAAACACACUACUGGGUCCAGUGCCACAUAGUAUUUUCAUAAACUGUAUGUAUAUACACUAUGGUAAAGAGUUUGUCUGUAUCAUGAAACAAUAACAAAUGAGAUUUAAUGCCAAUGAACAUUUUGAAUGUAUCAGUAUUUAUUAUAGAAUAUGCUAAUAAACCCAUGCAUUGGGCUGCUUUUGUUAAAUAAAUGCCAUUAAGCUUUUUUUCUGUAGAACUGAAAUGUUGAGAAUUGGUAGCUUUCCAUAAACCCGACAGCCUAAUAAACUCACUGCACUAAUACUCA
Dicentrarchus labrax (European seabass) is the source of this 2661-nucleotide messenger RNA. RefSeq names its product solute carrier family 25 member 23a (gene slc25a23a). Gene Ontology annotation, biological process: transmembrane transport. The transcript is spliced from 11 exons. NCBI's taxonomy places the organism in Eukaryota, Metazoa, Chordata, Actinopteri, Moronidae. The record is from RefSeq and is a predicted model, not a curated record. Gene Ontology annotation, molecular function: calcium ion binding; ATP transmembrane transporter activity. The coding region runs from base 164 to 1636 and encodes 490 amino acids.